This is a messenger RNA of Anolis sagrei ordinatus, 2089 nucleotides long. RefSeq lists its product as uncharacterized. NCBI's taxonomy places the organism in Eukaryota, Metazoa, Chordata, Lepidosauria, Squamata, Anolidae. The record is from RefSeq and is a predicted model, not a curated record.
GCCGGACGACGUCCAGGUCUCGCGAGACAUCGAGGGGAGGAAGUGACUUCCGCGAGACGUAAAGGAUACUCCCGGUGACGUCACUUCUCGGGCAGGGGCUUCCUCAGGAGGAGAGGAAACAGGCCCCUUCCACAUAGGGCAGUGUGGACUCAGGUCUGGGAGGAGGUUUCCACCUUGCAAGCCCCACAGCUCCAUCCGUGACUGCACACAGCACAUGGACUCAGUGGCGUUUGGGGUCUACACAGAGUUCUUCACUCAUGCUCAUAGCAUUUGCUAUUUUCUGCACAAUGAAGCCUGGCAGCAACGAGCUCAAGACACUGUACACAGACUGACAUCCUCUUCUGAGUCUGUGGCCCGCCAGCUCCAGUCAACCAACCAACUUGCAGAAGAAAUAGCCCAGGCACAGGAUGCCACCUUACGCUCUCAGGAACAGAUCCUGCAAGAUGGGGAGGUUCUCCGACAGGCCCUCCAGGACUCUUCCAAAGGUGUGCGCCAGGCUUUCCAAGAACUGCAGGAUUCAGCACUUGAGCAGAGAGUUGCCUUUGCAGAGAUCUUCAACCGGGUGACAUUUCUGCACCGCUUUGUCGUGGGCGAGUCCAGUGCCCUCUACUCCCUUUUCUUCCAUCUCCUGAGUGGCAUCGCCAGCCUGGUACUAACCUCUUGCCAACGGACUUCAGGAGCACGGUUCAUUUUGCUGGCCUUGGUUGGUGUAAACAUUUACUUAGAGCGUGUUAUUUGUGGCUUCCUCAUGGAUAACUCAGAGGAUGACUAUGACUUGACGGAGAGCAUUUCCUUCUGGGUUGGCAUGCUGCGCCGUGGUUUUGCUGGUCUUGGUUUCUCGGUGGUGGCUUAUUUCACCUGGACCUACAAGGACCCAGCCAAGCAGAGCCAGGUAGUGCUCCAAAGCCUACAGGAGACCCAAGCAGAGAUCCAGAGACUUUUGCAAGAAACAGAAAGACUGUUGCCUAACAAAACAGAGGUCCCCUUUCACGAAUCGGUCCUCAGUGCAGAAGCAUUCUUCAUAGAUUCUGGAUUCCCGGAGCAGCUGUCCUCUUCGGAUUGCAGAGCAGAAGCGCAAGGGCACAAAACAUGGAGAGGACAAUCACCUUCCCGCCUCCGCCGUUCAUUAUCCCGUCACCAGAGCCAGAUGAGAACCAGCAGCCCAAAAAGGAAAGGGCGUUCCCCUUCCCGAAAGCAUCAGUCGCCAUCUCGUCGGCGUAGUUGGACCCGGAGCAGUGCUGCUCAACAGCUGAAGAUCCCUGUACUUCAGGAAGGGAUGGAUAGCCAGACCAAAACCAGUAGUCCCAAACAGAGAGGGCGCUCUCCUUCCCGCAAGUGUCGUUCAUCAUCCCAUCUCAGUCGAUCUCGGAGCAGCGUUACUCAAUAGUUGGAAAUUUCUGUACUUCUAGAGAAGGUUUUGCCCUACAACCCAAGGAGUUAAAGGUCUCUGGCUGGAAUUUCUUCCUCUCCAAUCAAUCAUUAAAGCUAGACUUGCUCUCCCAGAGUCAUAAAAAGAGACAAUUCUUCAGUUAUCUGCACAAUUGAAGGGGAAAAUCUCUUUUGGCAGGGCUUCCAGCUGAGUAACCAGGGCACCUCUCUUUCAAAGGCCGAGCAGAAACAUUUCUUCUGUGAUGGAAGAAGCAAACGGGACGAUAGGCCUGAAGGCCGUAGUUUCCCUCCACUAAAUGACAAUGAAACAGUAUACCCAGAUGUGCUGAAAUUAUAAAUGUAAUGAGACUGUACUACACCAAACUGUGACAUAUCCAGUCAAGGCAUCAUGUGCUGAUACCUCUUUUAACAGGGCUAAUCUCCAUUUUUGUCUAUAGGUCUGACAAUAGUUUUUAAAGCAAGACAAUUACUUUCAAAGCUAGAUGGAAGAAUCUUCCUACCUGAUAAAGUUACUCUCUACAAUAGCUUUCUCACUGGAUUGGUGCUUUGUUUACUUAAUGUGUCUCCAAACGUUCCCUUUGCAAGAAGUCACCGCUGCAGCUGUUCAGCCCUUUCUGGAUGAGCCUCCAUUUGAAGAACUAGAGACAUUCAAGAAAAAGCUGCAAUAUGAAUGGGAAUGAGGCUUUCUUUAGCAAUCUGC